Messenger RNA from Nicotiana tabacum (common tobacco), 1031 nucleotides. RefSeq names its product Golgi SNAP receptor complex member 1-2-like. The record is from RefSeq and is a predicted model, not a curated record. Gene Ontology annotation, biological process: endoplasmic reticulum to Golgi vesicle-mediated transport; inter-Golgi cisterna vesicle-mediated transport; vesicle fusion. Gene Ontology annotation, cellular component: Golgi membrane; Golgi medial cisterna; cis-Golgi network. Gene Ontology annotation, molecular function: SNAP receptor activity. Lineage: Eukaryota; Viridiplantae; Streptophyta; Magnoliopsida; Solanales; Solanaceae.
CAGACGAAAAACCAGGCAGUGUAAAAGCAUAGGAGAAAAAGUGAAUCGUGGCUUCUGCAGCAAAAUCCAAAACCAUAAACCCCUCAACUGUAAUAACUGUCAGAUCACAAUCCCCAAUUGAUAGAAAAUUUGGUAGAAAGAUUGAUCGGGUCGGAUUGGAAUCAGAUCCGAAUGUCAAAGGAUCCGAGUAUGGAGAUACUGCUGCAAGAAUCAGGGUGGGAAGAAUUGCGGAAAGACGCUCGCAAGAUCGAAGGGGAUCUUGAUGUUAAGCUUUCUUCUUAUGCUAAGCUUGGUGCAAGGCUCACCCAAGGAGGGUAUGUAGAAGCUGGUUCACCAACUCUAGGAUCCAGCAGGUCCUGGAAGUCUAUGGAAAUGGAGAUUCAGUCAUUACUUGAGAAGUUACUGGAUGUAAAUGAUUCUAUGAGCAGAUGUGCGGCUUCUGCUGCACCUACCACUUCUGUUACACAGAAGCUGGCAAGGCAUAGGGACAUACUUCAUGAAUUUACCCAGGAGUUUAGGCGUAUUAAGGGAAAUAUUAGCUCAAUGAGGGAACAUGCUGAACUUCUUAGUUCUGUAAGAGAUGAUAUCAGUGAGUAUAAGGCAUCAGGGAGUUCCCCCAAGAUGCAGAUACUGCGGGAGAGAGCUGCUAUACAUGGAAGCAUAUCUCAUAUUGAUGACGUGAUUAACCAAGCUCAAACAACCAGGGCUGCCUUGGGUUCUCAAAGAGCUUUAUUUGGUGAUGUUCAAGGAAAAGUGAAACAAUUGGGUGACAAGUUUCCUAUCAUUCGUGGGCUAAUUGGUUCAAUCAGAAGGAAGAAAUCAAGGGAUACACUCAUUCUAUCUGCAGUCAUUGCUGCUUGCACUUUGUUUCUUAUUAUCUAUUGGCUUUCUAAGUAAUAGAUAUAUUUGUUGAUACAAGAAAGUUCAGAAGAUAAUGUUUUCUAAGGAAUUUUGCGCUUGUAGUCACUGCUAUUUCCCCAAAAGCGAUAAUCUUGAGCUCGUGAUUAAAAAGCCUUUCUGUUUUCUUCUAA